Messenger RNA from Marchantia polymorpha subsp. ruderalis, 1601 nucleotides. The record is from the annotation of a GenBank genome assembly. Lineage: Eukaryota; Viridiplantae; Streptophyta; Marchantiopsida; Marchantiales; Marchantiaceae.
UUCUCUCUGCCUCUCCUCACGAGAGAAGAAGGAAUUCUUAUAAAAUACAUCUCUUGGAGCACAUACUAGCCUCACUCUGUCAGAACCCGCUCUGAUUUCAGGCUUGCACUUCUUCAGUCAGUGCAGGACUGCAUUGAGAUUACAGAAGAAGUGCACAGCAUUGGCGUCGGGUGCCGUAGGCAAGAUGAAGCUCGCUCUGCUGUUCGUCUGUUUCACUGCGUUCUCCGCCUCGUCCUCGCUUGUGCAGGCGUCCAAGUUCUGGGACGACUUUUAUGUCACUUUCGGGCAACAGAAUGUCAAAUAUCCAGGACGUAAUACAGGCGAGAUUGUGGAUUUGGGCCUCACCAGAGAAACUGGAUCUGGCUUCCGCUCGAAGUAUCCCUUCAUGUUCGGCCAUCUCUCCAUGAAAGUCAGGCUCGUGGGGAAGAACUCUGCCGGGACUGUCACUUCUUACUAUAUGGCAUCGACAUUCAAGAAAUGGUGUGAGUUGGACUUCGAAUUCCUUGGGAACGUCUCAGGGCAGCCCUACAUUCUUCAAACCAACGUGUUCGUCGAAGGAAAGGGUGACCGAGAGCAACGUAUCUACCUGUGGUUCGACCCCACUGCCGACUACCAUGAAUACGGCGUCCUGUGGAACCAGAAUCUCGUCCUAUUUCUGGUUGACAACCGUGUUAUUCGGGUCUACCACAACCAGAAGAAUGUGGGAGUUCCUUACUUGGAUUACCAACCGAUGUACAUUUACUCGAGCAUCUGGAACGGAGAGUCGUGGGCAACACGUGGAGGUCGGGAGAAGAUCAACUGGGCCGGUCAACCUUUCCAACCAUCGUACACUGCUUUCAAUGUCUCGGAUGCUUGCCCUGUGAAGAACACAUCCGGCUAUAGUGAUCUUCAUGGCUGCUACUCGAAGGUGUACCGGAGUCCAUACGGUCGGAGACCCAACCUGGCCCUCACUCAAACUCAAAUCAACGACCUGAGACGCAUCAAAAAUGGAUUCUUAAUCUAUGACUACUGCACAGACUUGAAGAGAUUCAAGGGCGUAGCACCCCGAGAGUGCGCCAAAAACUGGCCUUGAGCUCCACCACCACUAGAACUCAGUUACUGCCCGUCGGUCAUAAUCAUGUGCUACACUAUAGGUGAUCUCACUCGUAUUCUUCUUCUACGAGAUUUGAAAUUAGAGCUAAUGGAACCAAGCUAUAGAAUUCCGUACUUUGACCCAGAGUUAUCCUCAAUACGACAAUUGCAGCUUGCAUGUGGGGAUAGUUAUUCUUCAACAAGAGAGGCUGACAGGUUCGUUCAAUGAGCUAAAAAAUUCUUCGUGUGAUCUCUUCAUGCAAGUCCUAAAUCUUAAGUUUAGUGGACUAAACGUGGAUAAGAACCGAUCGUACUUCUGCCGGGGAGCUGGACAUUUUACGGUAGUGAGAUCUUGAAAGGUGUACUAGGUUAACGAAGUAAAGCGUAAUGUUUGUAGUAACUUCUAUUACAGAAGUUUAAUCCAGUGAUUCAGGUCGUGUAAAGGCAGACGAAGCACGAUUAAUAUUCUAUUUUUGUCUUGCGAGACAAUAAAGUCGAGACAAGAUUCUUAUGAAUUUUUGUCUUGCGGC